AUGUCAUUCUUGUCCCAGCGCUGCGCCCGGCAGCUUCUCCGGGAAUCAGGCCCUCGAGGCUCACUACCGCUUUUCCUCACCCCGGCAUUUCCCCCGCACGUACCCAAUGCUUCUCGACCACCGCUCCGACGCAAUCCCGUGUCGGAGAGCCUGGUCCGAACGCGUGGAAAGGAUGUGCCGAAGCUUGCUGCUCAAAUUAAGGGGCCCAAGGGCGAAAUGUCUCUUGAAAUCCCCUCAUUUCUGACCAUCGACCAUGAUACUGCUACUCAAAAGGCUACUCUUUCCGUUCAGGAUGUUGAGGUUCCCCAUCAGCGUGCCAUGUGGGGUACUAUCCGUGCUCUUCUGCAAAAUCACGUUACCGGUGUCUCUGAAGGCCAUAUCUGUAUCUUGAGUCUUGUCGGUGUCGGUUACAGAGCUACUAUCGAGGACACCGCUACUACCGUCGAACCGACAUACCCUGGUCAAAAGUUCGUUUCCUUAAAGGUGGGAUUCUCGCACCCGAUUGAGCUCGGAAUUCCCGAGGGUGUCACUGCCAGUACUCCCCAGCCAACCCGCAUCCUCCUCGAGAGUGUCGACAAGCGCAAAGUAACACAUUUCGCUGCUGAGAUCCGCGAGUGGAGGCGGCCAGAGCCUUACAAGGGCAAGGGUAUCUUCGUCAACGGAGAGACCAUCAAGCUCAAGGCGAAGAAGAUCAAAUAG
Penicillium chermesinum is the source of this 699-nucleotide messenger RNA. Its product is annotated as mitochondrial 54S ribosomal protein uL6m. The transcript has 4 exons. Gene Ontology annotation, molecular function: rRNA binding; structural constituent of ribosome. The record is from RefSeq and is a predicted model, not a curated record. Lineage: Eukaryota; Fungi; Ascomycota; Eurotiomycetes; Eurotiales; Aspergillaceae. Gene Ontology annotation, biological process: translation. The coding region runs from base 1 to 699 and encodes 232 amino acids. Gene Ontology annotation, cellular component: mitochondrial large ribosomal subunit; ribosome.